AUGGCGUCCGCGCGGGAGGGCCACUACCGGGGCGUCCGGAAGCGGCCGUGGGGCCGGUACGCGGCGGAGAUCCGCGACCCUUGGAAGAAGACGCGCGUGUGGCUCGGCACCUUCGACACCCCCGAGGAGGCCGCCAUGGCCUACGACGGCGCCGCCAGGUCCCUCCGCGGCGCCAAGGCCAAGACCAACUUCCCCGCCCCGCCGCCGCCGUCGCUCGACCUCAACCUCCCGUCCGACCACCGCUUCUUCCCGCCGCCGCCUCCGCCGCCGGGAAGGCUCACCAUCACCGACUUUCUCCACACCGCCGUGCUCGGUGACGUUCCGGCCCGUCAGUUUGCCGGUGGAGGUCAGGCGGUCGCCGGCGCCGCGGCGCCGGCCGACGGCGACGCCUCCGCGGCGAGGUACUUCGGGAUCGUGAGGCGCGGCUUGCCCAUAGACCUCAACGAACCUCCGCCCCUCUGGAUGUAG
This is a messenger RNA of Striga asiatica, 468 nucleotides long. Lineage: Eukaryota; Viridiplantae; Streptophyta; Magnoliopsida; Lamiales; Orobanchaceae. The record is from the annotation of a GenBank genome assembly.